CUCCAUGCAAUGAACCGCAAAAAGCAUCGUGAUCUCGAUCGAGAGACCGAUGAUAGAUGAAUACCAGUAGGCUCAACAAUACCAGUGCACCAGGUCCGACCAAUAGCAAGAUAAGACUAUAGCAACAGCAUGAAGAAAGGACGUCGAGGUUCACGAAAACAAGAGAAGAAGAGCAGAGACGUCGAGGAUGAACCACCGAAACCUAGAACUAAAGGUGGUUCCGCAGGGGUAUCCAGAGAUCAGGUCCUUGCUGCUGCCACUGUGGUUGGAAUCGCUUACUUGGCGCUGCCAUUGAUAUUUGGUGGAAACGAAAUGGGAAAGCCCCUUAGAUUGGACAAUACUCCAAAAUUCGAUACGGACAACUUUGCCAAGUCGAAUGCUUUGACUGUCGAGGAGCGACUUCUGGAGGAGUGGUAUACCGGUGGUGGUGUGACUAUUGAGGUGGGAAAAGAAGGCCAUAGAGGACUUGUUGCAACCAGAGACAUUCAGCACGGUCAAGUCAUCACCAGCGUACGAUAUCCCGACCUGGAGCAGGAGCUUAACCGGGAGUACCCAACGCUUCGUACACGAGUUGAGAAAUUCCUCAACACUGCAAAAAGAGAGAUGCAUGGACAAACAACAUUAACAACCGCGAAAGUCAUGUCUCUUCUCAAACUAUUAAUGGAAGAGUCCAAAGGAGAGGAUUCCUUUUUGAGUUCAUUCAUUGAAUCACUCCCCAAGAACUUAACAGACAUUGCUUGGUAUUGGUCUGAUACCGAGAGACUGUGCGUGGUGCCCCGUCCCGACUCGGAGUCCCUUCAUCAUGAUCUCAACGUUUAUCACAGGGUAAUGGAGCAGGUAAAGAGCAAUUUUGAGCCACUGCAAGAAAUAUACAGCAAGGAAAAAGUCGAAUGGGCCUAUCUUAUGCUGAAAACCAGAGGAUUUUCGCAAUUCUUCCUUCCGUUACUACAUUUAGCUAAUCACAAUGCAUUGAAAGCAGUACCAGCGUUCCUUAUACCUUCUUCGGGUAUGGCUGCUUACGUUGCAACACAAAACAUCAAGGCCGGAGAUCCUGUCUACACGAGCUACGGGACGAUGACACCUGUUGUAACGGCUGAACAAUAUGGGUUUGUUGAAUCAGAAGAGGACGCUACGUACUUUGAAGUGCCAUCAAUCCAUGAAGAAAUCUUACAAUCAGAACGAACAAAGGAUGAGCCGCUUUGCACACAAGAGCCCGUACGCUUUUUUGGAGACAUAACCACACAGAGAGUUGGUACAAAAUUCAAAAGUGCGGGUCAUUCAACUUUCUUUAAAGCAUUCAUGCCAGACGAGCGGUCGUAUGCUUGCAUUCGUGUCUUACUGCAAACCGAACGUGAUACGGAUGUUGCCAGAUACAUUUCCGAAAAGCUAGCAGUGGACCUGGAAAAGUACAGGUCGAUGGCUAGUGCCCCACAUUGUCAGUCUGCUGAAGGAAACAUGCCCUUGAUUCGAAAGGCGAACCAAGUAACAGCAAAAUUGAUGGAAGGGGCCCUCAAAGUAGCCGAGGACGGUCGAGACUGGAAGAUCGCCUAUCCAGAUAUUCCAAGCUACAUAAUGAAUAACUAGCAGUGCAGCUUAAUCUCAAUCCUAUAGUAAUGGUUUGCCGGCAUAAUUUGUGCUACGGGUCGAAAUAUUCUUGUGAAGCCAUCACAGC
Molecule: messenger RNA, 1672 nt
Organism: Seminavis robusta
Lineage: Eukaryota; Bacillariophyta; Bacillariophyceae; Naviculales; Naviculaceae
Source: the annotation of a GenBank genome assembly